CUUGCCUUAAUUGACUCAUUAUCGGGACAUACACCGCAGUCUCUUGUUGUUCUUUCCACACACAGAGCAGAGUGAGAGAGUGUUUUGUUUCAAUGUGGCUACCAUGGCGUCUACGAACCACAGCUUCGCGUCCAAACCGAUCCCGAUCCUUCCCCAUCCCCUGCUCUUCCUUCAAAGACAUCCAAUCCAUCCUCCAAUCCCAACCCCAACCUCCCUCUCUCUUCCGCCGCCUUAUCGUCUCGCCCUCCCUCAUCCGCUCCUUUAGCAGCCCCCGCGCCGCCACCUCCUCCAUCGAACCGCCUCCGGACUCCGACCGUUCCGCCGUCGUCGUCUACUACACCAGCCUCCGCGUCGUCCGCCGCACCUACGACGACUGCCGCGCCGUCCGAUCCAUCCUCCGCGGCUUCGCCAUCGCCAUCGACGAGCGCGACGUCAGCGUGGACGAGCGCUUCCGCGAGGAGCUGCAGCGGAUCCUCGUCCACCGGAGCGUGAUGCUGCCGAGCGUCUUCGUCGGCGGCUUGUACAUCGGCGGCGCCGACGAGGUGAGGAAGCUCUACGAGAGCGGCGAAUUGCACGAGCUGAUCGGACGGUUGCCGAAGUCGCAGAGGAACAUGUGCGAUUUGUGCGGAGGGCUGAGAUUCGUGGUGUGCGACGAGUGCGAUGGAAGCCACAAAGUGUUCGGAGAGAAGAGUGGUGGAUUCAGGAGCUGUUCGUCUUGCAAUUCCAACGGUUUGAUUAGGUGUCCUGCAUGUUUCGUGGUGCAGCCGCAACACACCAAAUAAUUCCAUUCCCUCCUCUUCUCUUCUUCAUGUUGAACUUAGAUAUAUUCCUUUAAUUUUUCAUUGGUGAUGUUCUCUCUGUGAAUUACUCAAUUUAGAUUCCUUCGUAAAUUCUCAAUUAAACCUUAUGCAAGUUAGGACUUAGGAGUAUGAUACUAUGAUGUCUGGUUAGUGGUUUUGUGUAUGAAGAAUAUUUUACUCGAAAGAAAAGACAAAUAUCAUUUUGAAAGGAAUUAAUCUCCAAUGAACUAUUGAUCGAGGGAUAUCCCAAACAGUCCUCAAAUUUAGUCACCCUUCAAA
Messenger RNA from Glycine soja, 1079 nucleotides. RefSeq lists its product as uncharacterized. The coding region runs from base 93 to 782 and encodes 229 amino acids. The transcript has a single exon. The record is from RefSeq and is a predicted model, not a curated record. NCBI's taxonomy places the organism in Eukaryota, Viridiplantae, Streptophyta, Magnoliopsida, Fabales, Fabaceae.